This is a messenger RNA of Acipenser ruthenus (sterlet), 2436 nucleotides long. RefSeq names its product elongation factor 1-gamma-like. Gene Ontology annotation, molecular function: translation elongation factor activity. Gene Ontology annotation, cellular component: nucleus; cytoplasm. The transcript has 10 exons. Gene Ontology annotation, biological process: translational elongation. The record is from RefSeq and is a predicted model, not a curated record. NCBI's taxonomy places the organism in Eukaryota, Metazoa, Chordata, Actinopteri, Acipenseriformes, Acipenseridae. The coding region runs from base 67 to 1374 and encodes 435 amino acids.
CCGCCCCCUGCCUGUCUUUACGGCAGUGUCGCGCGCCGCUCCUCCUUCUCUCUCUUUUUCUUGAACAUGGCGGCCGGGACUCUCUACACCUAUCCAGAGAACUGGAGGGCUUUCAAAGCCCUGAUCGCUGCCCAGUACAGCGGAGCCAAGGUCCAGGUGGCCUCCUCCCCGCCCCAGUUCCACUUCGGACAGACCAACAAGACCCCGGAUUUCCUCAAGAAAUUCCCCCUGGGGAAGGUCCCAGCCUUCCAGGGAGAUGAUGGUUUCUGUCUGUUUGAAAGCAACGCCAUCGCUCACUACUUGGGCUCGGACGCGCUGCGUGGCUCCUCGAAGGAAGCUGCUGCUCAGGUCCUGCAGUGGAUGAGUUUUGCCGACAGCGAGAUCGUUCCUCCAGCCAGCGCCUGGGUCUUCCCUACCUUGGGCAUCAUGCAGUACAACAAGCAGGCGACAGAGCUUGCGAAGGAGGAAGUGCGCAGGCUGCUGGAGCUGCUGAAUGAGCAUCUGAAGAGCAGGACCUUCCUGGUGGGAGAGCGAGUGAGCCUGGCUGACAUCAGCGUGGCCUGCGCGCUGCUCUGGCUGUACAAACAGGUCCUGGAGCCUGCUUUCAGACAGCCCUUCCCCAACACAAACCGCUGGUUCAGCACCUGCAUCAACCAGCCGCAGUUCAGAGCUGUGCUGGGAGAGGUGCGGCUGUGUGAGAAGAUGGCUCAGUUCGAUGCCAAGAAGUUCAGCGAGAUGCAGCCCAAGAAGGAGGGAGCCCCGAAGAAAGAGAAGGCGAGCAAGGAGGCCAAACCCCAGCCCGAGAAGAAAGAGAAGAAAGCGAGCGCUGCGGAGGAGGAGGAGGAGCUGGACGACUGCGAGGCGGCACUGGCCUCCGAACCCAAAUCCAAGGACCCCUUCGCUGACCUGCCCAAGAGCACCUUCGUGCUUGAUGAGUUUAAGAGGAAGUACUCCAAUGAAGACACUCUGAAAGUGGCUCUGCCGCACUUCUGGGAGCACUUUGACAGGGAGGGCUAUUCCAUCUGGUACGGAGAGUACAAAUACCCCGAGGACCUGACCCUCACAUUCAUGAGCUGCAACCUCAUCGCAGGAAUGUUCCAGCGCUUGGAGAAGCUGCGUAAGAAUGCCUUCGGCAGCGUGAUUCUGUUUGGAGAAAACAACAAUGGCAGCAUCUCUGGCAUCUGGGUGUUCAGAGGACAGGACCUGGCCUUCACUCUCUCCCCGGACUGGCAGAUUGACUACGAGUCCUACACCUGGAGGAAGCUGGCUGUGGACAGCGAGGAGUGCAAGACCAUGGUGAAGGAGUACUUCGCCUGGGAGGGAGACUUCACACACGUGGGCAAGCCCUUCUGCCAGGGCAAGAUCUUCAAGUGAGGAGCAGGGGAGCACAGAGAGACCUGGAGGGAUCGAAGCAAGCAGCUGCCCGCUGAGCUCCACACCGCGCAGUAACCACACCGGCACCUGUGGGGGGCGCCGCCGCGCUCCGUUUUGUUUUUUUAAAGCAGUGCUGAUGUUUAGCGAUUCUUCCCAAAAAAAAAAAAAAAAAGACUUCAAACUGAACCAUUUGUUUGUUUUGUUUUUGUCCUCCUUUCUGUCGUUAGUUAAUUGACCCGUUAUCUAACUAAAGAAUCACACACACACACACACACGCGCGCAUGCACUCACACACACGCGCACGCACACACACACAGACACACACACUGACGCACACACGCGCACGCACACACACGCGCGCACACACUGACGCACACUGAAGCUCUUCUGUUGAUUACAGUGAAUAGGCUCUCGAAUGGCUGCAUGAAGUCUCUAUGCAGGGUCUGUGUGCUUCGUGUCAGAGCCCCGUUUCCUCCACUAAUCCAUUCUAAAUGUGCGGCGCUCACAUCUCCUGUUCCGCGGUGUUGGUGUCUGUUUUUUUUUUUUUUUGUACCCUGUGUGGAUGUGUGCGGGUUUGGUUUGAAGACACCCUGUAUUGUCUUGAGUAGGUGAAACAGCACCCUGUUUUAAAAUGAGUGAAUACUCUUCAGUGCCGAGGUGAAGCGGUGUUCUGGGAAGGGGCGUGCAGUUUGAAACGUGUUUCAGUCUUCUUGCCAGCUUUACAUCACUGCUUACUUUCUCUUGUUCGUGAUUAGUCUUCAGUUGGGGGUCCCCUUGUCAAAAUUCGUCUUUAAAAGGGGUCUCCCCAGAGCCCCCAGCUGAAACGAUGAUGGUUAAGGAGAGUGAAGCUGCCUGAACUGUGCUCUCUCUCUCUCUCUGUCUUCUGCUCCUUCCUUCUCAAUGCCUGAGUGCUCGCCCUUGCCUUGCUGCAGUCCAGUGAAAUGAAGCACAGCAAAGCGCUUUCACAGGAAUGACUGAAUUCGAUCUGCUGCGUGCUUUCAAACCCAGCCUGCUGCUCGCUUUACUGUACGCGGGGAAGGAGGUAAUAAAGCUGUUCUCUCA